Etheostoma spectabile (orangethroat darter) is the source of this 7006-nucleotide messenger RNA. Its product is annotated as AP2-associated protein kinase 1. Gene Ontology annotation, molecular function: protein kinase activity; ATP binding. The record is from RefSeq and is a predicted model, not a curated record. Bases 685 to 3366 code for a protein of 893 amino acids. Gene Ontology annotation, biological process: protein phosphorylation. The transcript is spliced from 21 exons. NCBI's taxonomy places the organism in Eukaryota, Metazoa, Chordata, Actinopteri, Perciformes, Percidae.
AAUGCAGCAUUCUUCCCACUAGCAUUUACUGUUUGUAGCUCAGUUAGCUCUGUCAUUAAGUCAGUUGGCCAGCCUUCAUACAGCCUGCUGGACGCACAAAAGCAGUGGAUGUCUGUCAUUUUUACUACGAAACAGACGAGUAGAGCAGCAGGUGAACAUUUCGGGUGCAUGAUAUCGGUUGAGAUGUAUAAUAAGCUGCAUUGGACAUUAAGGACCUACCUGGCUACCAGCCUAUCAACUGACAGCUGUCACCGCACCUAGCUGCUUAGCUAGCUGCCUAGGUGAGCUAACGGCUAACAAGUGUUUUUUGGGCUAACUUAACCAGCCAGUGCUGCUCUCCGUUAAGAGUGGAAAGUGGUGACUUGCGCAUCAACGUUAUAUCUCAUUAUUUUCUCAACAAUAGUCGACUCCGCCUGCUGUUCAAAUGAGUUAGCCAAAGAACGUCGGACCGCAGUGUUUGGAAUAUUUUGAGGUCCAGCUAGUUAGCUAGCAUUUAGCUUAAAGCUAGCUGAGUAAAUUCAUUCAAUUAUUGAAAACCUGCCAAAGCGUUAACGUUAACACCAGGACCUCAACAAACAGUGUUAUCCAAUCACAGUUGUUUUGCUGUUACGAUACUUAUAUAUAUUAAUAUAUAUUGGACUUAGCCGUGCUUUAGAUAACCUUUGGGGGGGUGGGGGGGGAGAAAUGAAGAAAUUUUUUGAUUCUCGUCGGGAGUUGGUGAGCUCUGGGCCUGGCUCCGGAGUCGGUGGAGGAGGCGCUGGUUCCGGCGGCGGUGGCAGCUUCAUCGGACGGGUCUUCACCAUCGGACGAUAUCAAGUGACCGUCGAGGAAAUCGUCGCCGAAGGAGGGUUUGCGAUCGUUUUUUUGGUGCGGACUCAUCAAGGCGUACGUUGCGCACUAAAAAGGAUGUAUGUCAACAAUGAACAUGAUCUGCAAGUCUGCCAACUUGAGAUACAGAUUAUGAGGGACCUAGUGGGCAACAAAAACAUAGUUGGUUAUCUGGACUCCAGCAUAACUGCAGUUGGAGCUGAUGAUGUGUGGGAAGUCCUAAUCUUAAUGGACUUCUGUCGAGGUGGUCAGGUGGUUAAUCUAAUGAACCAGCGGUUACAGACAGGCUUCACUGAAGCCGAGGUGUUACAGAUCUUUUGUGACACGUGCGAGGCGGUCGCUCGUCUCCACCAGUGCAAGAAUCCAAUCGUCCAUCGAGAUCUCAAGGUGGAAAAUAUCCUUCUGCACGACCGGGGACAUUACGUGCUCUGUGAUUUUGGAAGUGCCACCAACCACUUCCAAAACCCUGAGACAGAGGGGGUGGCAGUCGUGGAGGAGGAAAUCAAAAAGUACACUACUCUGUCAUACCGCGCUCCAGAGAUGAUCAACCUCUAUGGUGGAAUGAUAAUCACAACAAAGGCAGACAUUUGGGCCAUGGGUUGUCUUCUCUAUAAGCUGUGCUACUUCACGCUACCUUUUGGGGAGAGCCAAGUGGCGAUCUGUGAUGGAAGUUUUACGAUUCCAGACAACUCCCGAUACUCCCAGGACAUGCACUGUCUCAUCAGAUACAUGCUCGAACCUGACCCAGAUAAGAGACCAGACAUCUACCAAAUAUCCUACUUUGCCUUUAAACUGGCCCGACGAGAGUGUCCGGUCCCAAAUGUACAUAAUUCACCUAUUCCUGCAAAACUUCCCGAGCCCAUUAGAGUCAGUGAAGCGGUGGCCAAAAAGAGUCAAACCAAAGCCAGGCUCACAGACCCCGUUCCUACCAUGGAAACCUCCAUUGCACCUCGCCAACGACCAAAGGCUGGCCAGGCUCAGCCCCAGCCGAUAUCAGGCAUCCUUCCCAUCCAGCCAGCCCUCACCCCACGCAAGAGACCCAACGUGGCUGCUGGUGCACCCCAGGCCAUAGGCGUUGGUAUCAAUGUCCCGCCACCAGCUCAACAGGCUCCUGCUGCACAGGCCGCAGCACAGCCAGCUCCGACAGCCAACAUGCAGCCACAGGCUACACCACAGCAUCAGCAGCUUCUCAUCAAGCAGCAGCAAGCCUCCGCCUUUCUAAGCCCACAGAGUAACCAGCAGCACCAACUGGUACAGAGCCUCCAGCAACAACAAACCGCGUUGCAGCCGUCUACCCUGCUGCAGUCCAAAGUUAAGCCUGUUCAUCCAGUUAUUGCCCUGCAACCACCACACCAGCAGCAUGUAGCCCAUGUCCAUGAAACUGCAGCUUCUCAUCUGACCCCCAUCCCCGAGUCUGCAGUCGUUGGUCCUCCAGCUGGCCCAGAGACGGCUGGCCGAGUGAUUCACAAAGUGGGCUCAAUGACACCCCCCUCGUCGCCAAAGAUGGCCCCUAAAAGCGGCCACAGACGCAUUUUGAGCGAUGUCACUCACAGUGCCGUGUUUGGGGUCCCGGUCAGCAAAUCCACCCAGCUACUCCAGGCAGCCGCAGCUGAGGCUGGCCUCAACAAGUCCAAAUCAGCCAGCACGACUCCUUCUGGCUCCCCCUGCUCGUCCCAGCAGAGUGUCUAUCAUCCAGGUGAUGCUAACGCCCAAUCGGCCCUUACUGCACCCAGCGCUCAGCCCAGCUGGAACCCCUUUGGGGAUGAUAACUUCUCCAAGCUAACAGCAGAGGAGCUGCUUAACAAAGACUUUGCAAAGUUAGCUGAGACUGCCGCACCUGGAGAGAAGAUCACAGGCUCCAGUGAAAAUCUCAUACCGGGGCUCAAUGCGUUUCCAGCUGAAAGGUCGGCAGACAAGAGUGCAGGUUCAGUGUUGUUGACUGUCCCGGACCCCUUUAGUACCCUCUCUGACACCACAGAGAAGCUGAUUGAGGGACUGAAGUCCCCUGAAACUUCUCUGCUGCUGCUCCCCGACCUCUUAACACCGGCCAACCCCUUCAAUAGUUCUGCAGAGAGCUCCACCAAUGUGAAGGCAGAGGUGUGUGUGGAUUCACUGAUUCCUGGUUUGGAAGCCCCCCAGGCCCAGCGACACUCAGGCCAGCCAGAGCUCCUCCCUGCCAGCCUACCAGACUCUCUCACUGGGGAGGACUCUCUGCUGGGUUGCGACCUGUUAUCUCAUACUUCUCCUCAUGAAAACCAGUCUGUUUCUGCUCUCCCGUCCUGCUCCUCUGCUCCUCCUGGAUCCGGCUCUGGAUCCUGUCUGGAGGAGCUGCCGCCUGGUCAGACAGCUUCUGACUCUGCUUUUCUCAUGUCGUGCGGGGAGAAGGGCAAUGAUGACGAGUUUGACCCUAUUCCCGUGCUUAUCUCCAAAAACUCAAAUCAAGGUGGUCACUCGCGCAGCAACAGUGGCAGUUCAGAGUCCAGCAUCCCCAACAUGGCACGAUCCCUUCUGCUGGUGGAUCAGCUCAUCGAUCUCUAGAGGGGGUGGGAGAGGUUGAAGGGGCAGUGUGCAAUCCUAACAAAAGGGAUGGGGGACAGGGGGAGGGUGGGGGAGAUGGGGACUCUGAAUCACUUAAUGUAGCACCUUAUGAAGUGAAACAAAAGGAGCCAGCAUAGAUUGGUUCAGUUGAAUCUUUCUUUCUAUGUGCCUCCUUGGCCUCAACUGCUGGCUUCAUAUAUCUCUGCUGGCCAUUGACAUUCCCACGCUGGUAAAAAAACAACAACAAAAUCAAUAUUUUCUUUUACGCCUGAGCAUAUCGUCUUGCUUCUGUCCCGGCUACACCAUGGUCUUCCUCAUGCUUUCCUCAUACUCCGCAUUAAUAUCCCUCUUUGAGUGCACUGCCAUGGUGAUCCACUUUCAUCGUCUGCACAUGUUAAACUUGCUUGAUCACAGCUGCAUUGUGUUCAGUUUGUGUACUUGUUCAGGGUUGAAGCUUUGUUUGAACACUCCAACUUCAGGCAUGCUCAUUUGUGUCAGGGGUCUGACCAAAGAGUGAGGAGUCAAAAUGCUGUAGACCACCAGGUUAAUGUGACGCUGCACUCUCCCGUGAAAGCUUUAAACCGAACUAUUGACGAUCAAAGAUUCACCCAGAGGGAACCACUGAGAAAAGUUGGCACUGAUUGAACCAGUAAACCAUAAACCAGUAAACCAUAAACAAACAAAUGUCAGCUUUGGGAGCUCUAAAGAGAUUUCUCAAACUGUUGUGGUUUACGGUUGUGUGCAAGGAGAAUCAUUUCACUCUCCAUCAUCUUAGGAAGUCAGAUCUGCUCUAUUCUAUGCGAUUACUCAAAUACACAGUAGAUCACGCUUUAACGUUAUCUAAGCUAACUUAGUACAUGCUGCAGCCUCAGCAUCAACGGAAUAUUGAUACCUUUCUCUGGAUGUUAAGCCGGGUAUCUUAAAACUACACCUUUGAAUCUGUCUGUCUGAAACUGGUGAACUCAGUGUUAACGUGGCUGAUUAAUUCGGCGCCUUUGCCAUGGCCGGACGCUUUCUUUGUCAGCAUUACCGACAACACUUUGCAAGACCAUUAAUAGUGUGUGUGCAUUUUAUACAUCUUUUUACGUGUAAGGUCAUGAACUCAACAUCAUAAUUUUGACCCAUAGUCAAGUAGGGCUGUCUUCAUUAAAAGAAAUUCUUAGUCGACACCCAUAUGAUUUUGUCGACAGAUCUGUGCGCUUUGAGUGGUUGUUGAAACUAGACAAGCGCAAAGUAAAUGCAGUUCAUUUUACAUCUGUAAAACUGUGUUUUUCCACAAAGAAUUGUGCAAAAGUACCACUUUAAAUCUUGUGUUCAGCCAGAAAUGGUAAAGUUCUUAUGAUCUUCUUGAAAAUAAGUCCUUCAGCCUGGGGAAAAAAAGAAUAAAAAAAUGACUAAUGGAUGAGUAGUCGACUAAUAGGGCGCAGCCUAUUGUCAAGAUAAGCACAGCGGAAACAAAAAGGGAAUCAAGUGAUUUGACCUGUAGCCUUGCCAAAGCCAAAGGAAAGAUGUUAUUAUUAUUCUGUUUGCCAUGUGUCGGGCUGCUCCCAGGGUCAGUGAAGAAUGAGCAGAUUCUUCUGGCAGCAUACCACUUUUACAGAGAGGGGGGGUACAAUAUUGAUUUUAUUGUAGCAAAUAUGAGACAUAAGUAUUCAAGUUUUAACAGCUACUAAGUCCAAAUAUUUUAAUUUGAAAGCCAUGCCUAUUGAAUUUUUAAAUUUGUUUUGAAUUCACCUUUUUGGAAUUAAAAUUAGGUUUCUUGUUUUGCAAUUUCAGAAGCUGAAAUUGAAUAUAUUUUUUAGUUUUUAAUGGUCACAAAUUCAGAUUGGAAAAAUUCAAGUUGAAAUCAUUCACAUAGCAACAGCUGGGCUCCCUGGGACAGGAGAGGCUCCGGAGCCUGAAUGCAAUCGAACGUACUCUGGCCUAUCAGAGCCGUGCUGGUCAGUCAUGUGACCAACCAGCGGGGCCCCGGUAAGUCGUCCGGUUUUCAACUUGAAUUUUUAGAUCUUUGAAUUGCACCAAUUGAAUCGGAGCCACCAUAUCUUCAAACACUUAUGCUUCUUGUUUGCUUGCGUGACAUUUAGUAGUAGUUACUGGGCUGAGAAAUGAGUUUCACAUGGACAUCUCACUCCUUCUGACAUCCUCUCUCGUCUUAUUUAUCCAAUAUAUUCCUACCACAGACGUUGAGGGCGUUUGGCUUAUGUGACAUCCAUUUCAGCCAAAGGAGAAAUUCUAAAAAUAAAUCCUUUUAUAUGUCCACUUAUAAAAUAUCAAUUUUUGCUUCUUUUUUUUUUAGUGUGUACUAUUUAAAGGGAUUUAAUUUAUCAUGGUAUGAAUAAAAAUGACUAUUAUUGAUAGCGCUUUAGACUUGACUGUAUGAACUGAGUACCAUUAUGUAAUAUGUAAAAUUUCUAAGGCUAUAUAGAUCAAAACAAAUACUUAAAAGUAAAAAGCUGUAUUAUAGAGUGCAAAGAUGUUGACCCUCUCUGUCAAGCAUUCAGCUAGCGCUUUUGUUUUAGAUCGUCACCAUCGAUACAAACGUGCUCAGGACUUACCUGACUGGGUAGGAUUUUAUUUCUCCGCCGCAGUUCGUUAUGUAACACCGGUAUUUGUCAGUUACUGUAUGUUACUGGGAGAGAUUUGAUCAAACAGGCAGCAAAACAGGGUUGUGGCUAGAAGGGAUACAGCUACGGUGUUUAGCUCAGAAAAAGUGACUGUGUUUAGGCACCAAAACGACUAGAUAAGCUCAGGAAAAGGAACAAACACGCGUUUCCUGUGUAAAAGUAUCAAAAUUAUAUUAUUAGAUUAGAUUUUGCGAGAUUUUUCCGUACCUUCCGGCCGUUGCUGUAUCCCUUCUAGCCACAACCGCAAACCAGAGCUAAUGACGGAAUGAACUUCCUGAUAUCUCUGUAGCACCUCUCAUCUGAUAGCCGCUCUCUUUUGUUGGGCUAAUGAUCUUAAGAAAGGCUUGUGCAAAUUGGAAAAAAAAACAGCCGUAUAUCACAUCUGAUUACAAUCACUUAUCACAACUGACUUUGCAUUACAAGUAUUACCUUUCACUUUGGCUUUUCUCUGGCCAAGGAAGGUCUGUUGCAAAGGCACAAGUCUCUUUUUAAGGUCCAUAUAACCGUAGGUAUGUACAUAGAAACAGAAAACACUAAGGUAUACAGUAUAAGCUCGAAGUUUGGGACAUAAAUAGUUUCCUCCUCCAUCCAGUGUGACACAUUGUAAGGGUUAGUCAUCGACAACAGUAAGAAUUGGCAUGGGUAAAUACAACUAUGCUUUUUUUCUUUCCAUCUAAUGUUCAGUUAAGUCAUUUGCAUUUUUGUGGCUAAUCUAUGCAAUCCUACGAUAACACUGCAUGUUCUCAUCCGACUCUAAAACGCUGUAUCCUGUAGAGUUCUUGCCUUGGCCGUAGAGUUUGACUUGUGUUGCUGUGUGAAACAAAUGUACUCGUUGUGCCGGUUGGGUGGAUAUGGUGGCAGGUAUAGAAAAUCCUUUGAUUAUAUCAAAAUGUUUGACAUGAUUUGGCAGAUGUUUUAUGUCAAAGCAGGACCUUUGUGGAGUGUGUACUUCUAUUUUCAGGAAUUAAGGUUCAGGAAGAGAGACACUAAAUAAAAUUCAUUAAUGUGAAUGUAAA